AAAUAGCACCUCCUCUUGUUCAGCACCCAAAGUCGAAGGAUAGCUCUGGCCUUUCAAUGGAAGAAAGUGCUAGAUUUGUCAGUGUUGUAUAACAUUAUAACCAACUCUCAAGUUCCAUAUUUUGCUUUGGGGCGAUCGCGGUUUGUCUUCACCUGUUGUGAGAGACAAGAGCUGGCGUCCAACAUGCGUAAAAAUCAACGCUGUCCAAGCAGGGAACCGCCGAGAAACGAAUUACCGCCGCUCAACUGAGGCCAAUCUCGAUUUAUCUUUUUUUUUCUACAAUAAGGAAACAUUAACUCAGCUAGCUGGCUAACAUCACUUCUGCGACUAGCUUGGUUAACGACAUAUCUUCAACUUGUAGCGAAGCCAGAUAGCCGGGAUUGGAACUUCACUCGCACAGCGCAGGAGAAAAGUUGUAGGCAGCGAUGGGUGCUUUCCUGGACAAGCCGAAGACGGAGAAGCACAGCGCCCACGGUGACGGAAACGGGCUACGCUACGGUCUGAGCUCCAUGCAGGGCUGGCGGGUGGAAAUGGAGGAUGCCCACACGGCGGUGGUGGGCCUUCCCCAUGGACUCACCGACUGGUCUUUCUUCGCCGUUUACGAUGGCCACGCCGGCUCGCGGGUCGCCAACUACUGCUCCGGGCACCUGCUGGAGCACAUCCUGUCAGGAGGCACCGAGUUCGGAUCGGGGCCCGGCUCCGUGGAGGGCGUAAAGGACGGGAUCCGCUCGGGCUUUCUGAACAUUGACGAAUACAUGCGCAACUUCUCCGACCUGCGGCAGGGCCUGGACCGCAGCGGGUCGACAGCCGUGUGCGUGCUGCUCAGCCCCACUCACCUCUACUUCAUUAACUGCGGCGACUCGCGGUCCGUGCUGUGUCGAGACGGAAAGGUGGGCUUCUCCACUCAGGACCACAAGCCCUGCAACCCUCGCGAAAAGGAGCGCAUCCAGAAUGCUGGCGGCUCGGUCAUGAUCCAGAGGGUAAACGGCUCCCUGGCAGUGUCACGAGCUCUUGGGGACUACGACUACAAAUGUGUGGAUGGUAAGGGCCCCACGGAGCAGCUGGUGAGCCCGGAGCCGGAGGUUUGCGUGUUGGAGAGGGCGUCCGAAGGAGACGAGUUUGUGGUUCUGGCGUGCGACGGAAUCUGGGACGUCAUGUCCAACGAAGAGCUGUGUGAUUUUGUACGAUCACGACUAUUGGUUUGUGAAGAUCUGGAAAAGAUAUGUAACUCGGUGGUGGACACCUGUCUUCAUAAGGGAAGCAGAGACAACAUGAGCGUGGUGUUGGUGUGUUUGCCCGGAGCGCCUAAGAUCUCAGAGGAGGCCAUGAAAAAAGAAGAAGAAUUGGAUAAAUAUCUAGAAACGCGUGUUGAGGAGCUGCUGGGAAACUGUGGGGAGGAGGGAGUCCCUGACCUGGUGUCUGUCCUAAGGAAUAUCGCCUCAGAAAACAUCCCUAACCUUCCGCCUGGUGGAGGCCUGGCCAGCAAACGCAGUGUUAUCGAGGCGGUGUACAACAAACUGAACCCUCACAGAGAAGAGGAAGGGAGUGCCGUCGACCUGGACGACCCGUAUUAGCCGCGUCAGCACCUUUCCCGUCUCCUCCCAGAGAUCCGAGCAUCCACCAGGAGGAGGCUCGUCUCUCCAUUGCGCCGUGUCUUUCUCCACUAAAAAGACGACAUACAGUGUGUGCUGGAAUGUGUGUGUAUGUAUUGGUCGUGCAUUUGUGUGUGUGGGUGUGUGUGUGUGUUUUUCGCAGAAGCGGGACAAAAAAAAAAAAAACUACAAUUGAACACACGCAUAACUGCUUGAAACCCCCCUUGGAGGAAAAACUGAAUCAAUCUUCAACAAAAAAAAAAGAAAAAAAAAUUGUAUAGAUUUUACGAACUGAAGUGUUUUGACGGUAGAAACUGAUUUUUACCGUUGGAAUUUUUUUGUUUUGUUUUCUUGAAUGUUGAACACCUGACGUCACAAUGAUAUGAGGACCUAUCGUGCGCAUGUUUUUUUGUUUUUUUCUGUGAGCGUGUGUUUGACAGAGAGAGAGAGUGUGUGUGUGUAUGUGUGUGUGCAUGUGGGAGUGUUUAACUGAGAGGGCCAAGAGGACAGACAUGACGGAUAAAGACAUUAUGUAAUUCUUCACAUUUUUUUGUGCUCUAACACCCUUUUGCUUCUUCCCUCUAUUAAAAAAACACACUCUCUCUCUUUCUCACACACACACACACACACACACUCCCUUCGCCCGCAUCACUUCCACCUGUGCAGGUAUAAAUGACGUGCCACAGGCGCAGGGCACUGCAUGAGGACUUUGGUUGUACGUGGACAGCUACGCGGUUUUCUAAUCAUCGUCCUCAGCGGACAGCCAUUGGUCGAGGCUGACUGAACCUGGAAGCUCUCUGGACUCUGAUUGGCUGUGUGAGAAUUUUUUUGGAUUUUAUUUUUGCUGAUCGAAUUAGGACAAGAUGACGAUAAUCAUGGUGGGGAAGGAGCGGGGAGUGAAAGAGCGGUUGUUGUAACACUGGUUGGACUUCCUCGACAUCGUCUGAGACGCAGCAGACUAUCCUGACGGAGGAGGAAAAGGCUUUCUUUCUUUUCUUUUUCUUUUUUUUUUUUUUUUAAAUGUUGCCCAUGAGGUUACUAGUUGCUCGCUGUGUAGAGUGAGUGAACUCCCAGUUUUAACCCUGUUCCUGGUUCUCAGACUGCAUUGGUAAUAUUUGUAUUGCUGUUGUUUGAUUGCACUCACAUUUGAUUACAGAAAAGCGUCUAUAUAUGAAAUAAAAUACCUGCCAAGGACA
Xiphophorus couchianus (Monterrey platyfish) is the source of this 2788-nucleotide messenger RNA. It is a transcript of the gene ppm1bb, whose product is annotated as protein phosphatase, Mg2+/Mn2+ dependent, 1Bb. Gene Ontology annotation, molecular function: magnesium ion binding; manganese ion binding; protein serine/threonine phosphatase activity. NCBI's taxonomy places the organism in Eukaryota, Metazoa, Chordata, Actinopteri, Cyprinodontiformes, Poeciliidae. The record is from RefSeq and is a predicted model, not a curated record. Gene Ontology annotation, biological process: protein dephosphorylation. The transcript is spliced from 6 exons. The coding region runs from base 426 to 1574 and encodes 382 amino acids.